Eurytemora carolleeae is the source of this 1184-nucleotide messenger RNA. RefSeq names its product phosphatidylinositol N-acetylglucosaminyltransferase subunit Q (gene PIG-Q). Gene Ontology annotation, biological process: GPI anchor biosynthetic process. Gene Ontology annotation, cellular component: endoplasmic reticulum; membrane. The coding region runs from base 123 to 656 and encodes 177 amino acids. The transcript is spliced from 8 exons. NCBI's taxonomy places the organism in Eukaryota, Metazoa, Arthropoda, Copepoda, Calanoida, Temoridae. The record is from RefSeq and is a predicted model, not a curated record.
GCUUAAUGGUAAACAGAGAAACAUACUUCUAGUUUCUUUCUUCUCAGAUAUAGUGUUGGGUUCUCUCAUUCACCAGUACUGAGACUACAGUUCGCUUUCUCAAACGCCUCAUCCUUUGGCUGAUGCAGAAUCCUGGGGGAUUAAAAUUGAAUUCGGUUCUUAGCCAAGCUUUAGGAAACUUCUUCCUUUAUCAUAUUCAUCUUUGGGUAACCUAUGUUUAUAUGAUUGUUCCAACCCUGGUUAGUUGGUUUUAUUUCUUCUCUCCGGCGUUUAAAUUUCUUCCUUUAACCCUGCAGAUAUCUUGUUUAGGUGACCUUCUGACGCUGGUUUGCGUACAUGUUUUCUGCUUUUAUGCGUACGCAAGAAGAAUUACAAGAUCACAAAUUAGUGGAUUAAUAGCGCUUGCUAGAUUAUUUGCUGGUAAAAAAUACAACCCGCUGCGGAAAAGAGUUGAUUCCGCCGAUGUAACUGUGGAACAUCUUUUCCUUGGAACUCUAGUAUUUACAAUUCUUCUCUUUCUUCUUCCCACCUCACUCACAUUCUUCGCUGUAUUCUUCUCGUUGAGGAUGGGAGCAGUUGCUGGGCAGCAAGUAAUACGAUCAGCUGUUUAUAUUCUUCAAUGGACGCCUCAAUCACAUGAAGCAAUGAAGAUCUGAAUUAGCGAAAAGACGAAAUAAAUAUUUACAUUUUUAUGAUUAAAACUUGUGUGAUAACAAAGUUUCAGUUAUAACCAGGGUUUCCAACGCAAGUGGAUUUUACUUGCAAUCAAUUGUGAGCCCAUUAAUUCAGCGCAAUUCCAGGCAACGGAAUUCCUGAUUGGAAGUUGAGUAAAUUGUGAUUGUUCCGCUAGGUGAUCACAGGAGGGAGGAAACCCCCGGACGCUUCGAGCCUCCUCCAUGCAGAUACAAGCCUCCCAGAUUUGCCAGAAAGACCAAGCCUCCACCAUGCAGUAAGAGCCUGCGCUGUGCAAUAAACGGAGCCUCCGCUAUACAGCACAGCUUCCUGACAACUCUUGUUUUUUACAUGUGAAGAUUUUUUUUUUCAUUUUUUUCAACAAAAUGGCGCAAGAAUUUUAUUUAAAACUAAUGUUGUUUAAUGAUUGUCAUGAUUUGUAUCUUAUAUUGACUCAAAGUGGUUUUUAUGAUUUAUAUCAUACAAUAAAACAUUUUUGUCGCAGUAAGGAG